Messenger RNA from Centropristis striata (black sea bass), 7619 nucleotides. It is a transcript of the gene pkd1l2a, whose product is annotated as polycystic kidney disease 1 like 2a. Bases 1 to 7464 code for a protein of 2487 amino acids. The record is from RefSeq and is a predicted model, not a curated record. Gene Ontology annotation, biological process: detection of mechanical stimulus. NCBI's taxonomy places the organism in Eukaryota, Metazoa, Chordata, Actinopteri, Perciformes, Serranidae. Gene Ontology annotation, cellular component: membrane. The transcript has 42 exons. Gene Ontology annotation, molecular function: calcium channel activity; calcium ion binding; carbohydrate binding.
AUGGAGAGCUCCAGCGUCUCCACACUGACUCUGAUGGUUCUCUUCCUCUCUUGUUCUGCUCAGGAGGAUUCAGACGCUCUAUCCUGCCCAGAACACCAGGAGGGGUUCGACGACUCUUGCUACGAGUUUGUGGCUCUGCAGCGACCCUUCCUCAGCGCCCAGGGCUGGUGUGAGCGAGGCGGAGGACACCUCGCCUUCAUCCUCAAUGAUGAAACGCAGCAGUUCCUCCAGAAGCACCUGGACCCGGAGAAGGACUGGUGGCUGGGGCUGGCUCCUGCAGCUCCAAACCUCACGCUCGACUCCGCCGCCACCGAGGCUUUCAGUUCCCUUGCUUGGCUGGAUGGCUCAGAUGUCAGCUAUAGUAACUGGGUGAACCUGCCGGAUGGACAGGCAGCCUGUGGACACGUCCUGAGACAUUCAGGCUUCCAGUGGGAAGCUGCAGGGAACUGCAGCCAGGAACUCAACUUCAUUUGCCAGUUUGAUUCUGGGAGUUCUAUCGCAUGUGAUGGCCAAAAUGCAACAUUGCAGUGUGGUUCUGGUCAAGUGAUAGAGAUAGACGACAGCUUCUACGGUCGAAAAACGAUUCACUACUGCCGAUCCAGUCUCACAGCCUCGCCCGCGUCAUCCCAGGAGGAGUGCAGCUGGAUAGACGUGAUAGAUUCUGUAACAGCUGUUUGCCACGGGCUGCAGGCCUGCCAGGCUCCAGUGGAUCUGAGCUCUUUUGGUGAACCGUGUCCGGGGCUGGGGAGUUACCUUUCUGUAGAAUACCGCUGCAAACACGGGCUCCACUUGUUGAUGAGCAAGCUGGCGGCCGUCUUUGAUAACGUCACCAUCACUGUGAAGUGGCUGCUUCAUCCUUUUCAGGGAAACCUCACAUGCACACUGAAGGCUGGAGACGGACACACUAUCGAUCCUUACAGCCCAGAAGAGAUGGAGAGCAGCGUGAUUCACAAAUUCACCCAUCCUGGUGUUUUCAUGGUUCGGGUUGAGUGCUCCACCAGUGACUGGCAUGUUACAGCUCAGAGAGCCAUCACCAUCCAGGAGCCCGUUGGAGAGUUCGGCCUCAUUAAGUGCUUUAACAGAAACACGUCAACAGAUGGCACUAAAUGCAACGCACUUCAUGGUGGGCCUGUUCACAUCCAGGUCAUAGUGGAAGCAGGUACAAAUGUUUCCUACACGAUCCAACAUGAAGGCCGAGUGGUUGCAAACCUGACGGUGGAGAAAGGGAUCCAACCCCACAACAUCACACUGAGAGCAGGCGUGGUGGAGAAGCUGGGACACGGCUGCCACAACCUGAGUGUGACUGCCUCUAACAGGGUCACAGCCCACUCAGCGUCCUCUGGUGUGGAGCUGUGUCUGCUGGAGCCCGUUGAAGGCCUGCAGGCCUCGCUGAUGGCAGAGGAGGACGUGUGUCCAGACUCAGCUGAUCUGGUUAUCGGUGUAUCUUUGGAGCGAGGAGCCGCUGUGGAGCUGCUCUUCACUCUGACAGGAGCCAGAGACUCCAUCUCUGAGAGCAGGGACAUGAUCAACGGCAGCUUUCAGGCUUAUACGUUCUCCAGCCCCCUUGAAGGACUGUUGAAGGUGAAGGUGAAAGCUGUGAACGCCUUCUCUGCCUCUGAUGUGGACGUGGAGUUAGAGAACAUACUGAUGGCUUGCCGGGAUUACUCACCAGAUAAACCUGGAAACACAACAGCUAAUGUGAGUACAGACGACCUGGAGAUAACGUCUACUCCAGAUCCUGUGGCUGACUACAGUCAGAGUGUCACACUGAGUGCAACUGGAGCUGAAUCAUUGCCGGGAAAAGGACUGGCAUUUGAAUGGACAUGUAAAGGAAACUGCAAAUGUGCAAACAAAACAAAGGACGACACUCACGUUAUUGAAAAAGACUGCCUUCCAAAUCCCUUCGAGGUUUUUAUUUAUGAAUUAGCCGUGAAGAGAAGAACCUGGUUUAGGAAACCGGUCGAUCUUGCUUCAGCUUCAAAAUGCAUCACUGUUGCUCCAGAAGAAUUCACAGACAUCAGCAUCAGUUGUGACGAUUGCACUUCGUUAAACGUGAAAGACGACGUGAAGCUCAGACUGAGCUGUGAGACGACUUGUCCAGAUGUAGUUUGGUAUAUCGAGGAUCCCAGACCAUUACCGGAUGACCUCGAAAAAUGUUACUCCAAAUCAGGAAGGAGGCCGCCUAUUGAGAGGCAGGACGGCAACACUGAAUACGUCGUUCAUAGUCAACAUCUGAAGGUUUCAAGAGAAAAGUUGCACAACAUCAGUGUUGUUGCUUAUGGCAAGAACGAACCCGGUUUUGUGCGGUUCACUCUACCGAUACCAGAUCCUGAACCAACAGAACCAGUAGUAACUGUUGCACCAACGGAGCCCAGAGCGCCCUCCUGCAGCAUCUCUCCUCCGUCAGGAACGGUCCUCGAUGCUUUUGACAUCUCCUGUGCAGUGAACUCUUUCUGCUCCUCCGGCUGCAUUUAUUGCUUCAAAACAGACACAGGAAAACAUCUGCGCUGCAGCAACGCAAACGAGGUGAAAUCUGUCUUCCUGCCUCUCGGAGAUAAGAACAACAAUUACAGUUUGUCUGUUGUGGUGACUGUGAAAAAUGAACACGAGAAGGCCACAACAACCGUCUCCACUCAGGUACGACAGAGCAGCUCCAGUGUGAGUGUGGAGGCUCUCCAGAAUGCAGUGGAGGAUUCUGUGAGUCAGUUAGAGCAGCAGGGUCUUCUCUCUGGAGAGGCUCUCGGACAAAUAUUCACUUCUGUUUCUGACAUGCUGAACACAGAGGAAGACCAGGAUCAGAAGGAUGCAAGGACCAAGCUCAGAAAUCAAAUGCUGACCAAAAUGACGACAGUUCUUCUGGACUCACCCAGCAACACGACACAGGAAGUGCAGGUGACGGCCAGAGCUGUAGCCGGACUCACCCAGCGCCCCGACGAGCUCAGCCCCGCUUCUCAGGAAGAAGCAGGUUCCCUGUUGGUCGACCUCAGCUCCUCCCUCAACACCAUCAGCGUUAAUCAGGAUGAUGAAAGUGACGGAGAAGUCGUAGAAGCAGCUACACCGAUAGUCGAAGCAGCCAGUAAUAUUUUAAAUGUCUCAUCAAAUAAAAAAGUCUCAGAUUUUCUUCUUACUGGGAUAAACAAUGUCCAGAGUGCUCUGCUGAAUAACAAGAAGCUGAAUGGAGUCCCUGCCAUCAUAGAUUCUGGUCAGAUCAGUGUGUACGUCAACAGAGUGUCUCCAGGGACGAUGCAGAUGCAGGAUAUAAAUGUGCAGAAGAACAGCUCCUCCAGGUUUUCCUUCCCCACGCUGCCGGCUCACAUCGUCUCUCCAGAGGAGCCGGUGGAUGUCAGAAUGAUGAGUUUUGAGAAGAAUCCGUAUUCUUGGAAGGGAGGAAACAUCACAGGAACAGUCGGAUCGGUUUCUCUCACCAGAUCCAACGGCUCCGUCAUUACUGUCGAGAACUUACCCGAGGAGAUCGAGAUUCUCCUGCCGAGGCCUGAUGUGGGCCAGGAGAACAGCACCGUCCUGGACUUGGCCAAUUUCAGCACAUUAAUAAUUGACGUUCCCUCGCCGGAUGUAACACUGGUGCUGAAAAUGGAGCCGUCUGAAAACAUCUCCUUCGUGCUAUUCCUGGGAUAUAAAGAUUAUCCAGAUGAUAAGAAGUAUGUCGCCAAGACUCAGAUCCCUCUGGAGAAUGUAAAAGAAGAGGAGAAAUACACCUGGGUCCUGAGUCCCAAAGACAGAACAGGAGAAGUUGGAGAGCACUACCUAGUCAUGAAGCCGAUUGUUGAGCCAGGCGUCAAAUCCAUCAAUGCCACCGUCACUGUCAUCUCCAUCGCUGCCCAGUGCAAAUACUGGAAUGAAACCGAGUCUUCUUGGAGUGAAGAUGGCUGCAGGGUCGGCCCCCUAACAACCCCUCUGGUCACCCAGUGUCUCUGUAACCACUUGACUUUCUUCGGCAGCUCUUUCUUCGUCAUGCCAAACUUGGUGGAUGUUUCGCGCACAGCAGAACUGUUCGCUACGUUCACUAACAACCCCGUGGUGGUGUGUUUUGUGGGGGCCAUCUUUGCUGCUUAUCUCUUGGUGGUUGUGUGGGCACGAAGGAAAGACAUCCAGGACUCCGCCAAGGUGAAGAUAACAGUGCUGGAGGACAACGACCCGUUGGCUGAGUAUCAUUACAUGUUGAACAUCAGCACCGGGCAUCGGCACGGAGCAUCCACCUCCUCUCAGGUGACGAUAACCCUGCUGGGCACAGAGGGAGAAAGCGAGCCCCACCACCUGACGGACCAUGAGAAGCCAGUGUUUGAGAGGGGCGGGGUGGACAUGUUCCUGCUGACCACGCACUUUUCUCUUGGAGAUCUGCAGAGCAUCAGGCUGUGGCACGACAACUCGGGAGCACACCCUGCAUGGUAUGUCAACAAAGUCAUGGUGCAGGAUCUGGAGAGUGGACAGAAAUGGCACUUUCUGUGUAAUUCCUGGCUGGCUGUGGAUGUGGGAGAGUGCUGUCUGGACAAGGUCUUCCCAGUAGCUACAGAGAUGGAUUUGAAGAGGUUCAGUAACUUAUUCUUCAUGAAGACAGCCAAGGAUUUCCGCGAUGGCCACAUCUGGUUCUCCGUCAUCAGUCGGCCUCCCUGCAGCACUUUCACACGUGUGCAGCGAGUCUCCUGCUGUUUCUCCCUGCUGCUCUGCACCAUGCUGACCAGCAUCAUGUUCUGGGGCAUCCCCACUGACCCCUCUGAGCAGACCAUGGACCUGGGUCACAUUGAGUUUACCUGGCAACAGGUAAUGAUUGGCAUUCAGAGCUCAAUCAUCAUGUUUCCCAUCAAUUUACUCAUCGUGAGCAUCUUCAGAAACACUCGUCCUCGAGAGAAAGGCGCUAAAACGGACACGUCUAAACAAGGGAAGACUCGAGUUUCUCCCUCACAGACUUCUUCUCCUCAGAAACAGCUGAAGGACAUCACACCGGACACCGUGAUUAAGGACAUAAAGAGGAUUGCUCAGUCGCUCUCAAAGGCCAUGAAGAGUCCGCUGCCUCACCCGGAGCUGCGUCCUGGUCAGCAGGUGGACAUCAACACUCUGCUGUCUCUGGUGGAGGACAUCAUCCGGCAGCAGAAUCGUGCAGCAGGAGACUUUUACACUGAGGCCUCAAAGAUGGACCGCUCUAUGAUCCUCAGUUUACGUGCAGUUAAUCUACAAGAAGACAGUGUGUGGGGGAGCCCUGAGAAGACCUCAGAUGAAGUCCAGAAGAAGAGCAACAACAGCCGCUACCUGUACAAGCAGCUGCGUCACGUGGAGAAGGAGCUGGCUCUGUUGGGACCUUCUCGUUUCCCAAACCCCGACAGCUACAAGCGAGCCAUGCAGCAGGUUCAGGGCAUGAAGGGUCUCCUGGAGUACCACCUGCCCUCCUCCAGCCUGGAAGGAGACCAGCUGGACCGCAGCCCCAGUCCAGAAGACAGCGUCAACGGGGACUCCAGUAAGAAGUGCUGUCAGGGAGGUCUGCCCUGGUGGUUUGUGUUUGUGGGCUGGAUCCUGGUGAUGGCCACCAGCGGGGUGUCGGGGUACUUCACCAUGAUGUACGGGCUGACGUACGGGAAGGAGCGCUCCAUCAGCUGGCUGAUCUCCAUGCUGGUCUCCUUCUUUGAGAGUCUCUUCAUCACUCAACCUCUGAAGGUUCUUGGUUUCGCUGCUUUCUUCGCUCUUGUUCUGAAGAAAGUGGACCAGGAGGAGUUUGGAGAGCCUCAGAUAGACGACAGUCUGAGAAACACAGAUGAUCCUGAUGCGGUGCGUGCAGCCAGAAGAGACAGCACAUGCAGCUUCUACCAGCCGCCGCCUCCCACCGACAUCGAGAAGAUCAGGAACAACAUGAUUAAAGAGCAGAAAGUCUUCGCCCUCAUCAGGGAGAUUCUUGCCUACAUGGGAUUCAUGUGGAUGUUGCUGCUGGUGGCGUACGGCCAGAGGGACCCCAACGCUUACUUUCUGACUCAACACAUCCGGCAGAGCUUCAGUAAAGGGAUCUCAGACAGUCUGAGCAUUCAGGACGUGUUCAACUGGGCAAACACAACUCUGCUGAGCAACCUGUUUGGAGAGUACCCAGGAUUCAUCACAGAUGGAAACUCCAAGCUGGUGGGUAACGCUCGUCUCCGCCAGGUGAGGGUCCAUCAGAACUCCUGCCACGUGGUCUCCUCCAUGCAGCAGACUGGACGGGACUGUCACGCUCCGUACUCCUGGGAGUUAGAGGACAUGGGCUCCUACGGUCCAGGCUGGAGCCCCUCUGAGGCUGAUAACACCUCAGUGAAGGGUGACAGCCCCUGGAUGUACCAGUCCCAGGGGAGGCUGAGGGCCUACCCCAUCUGGGGCAACGUGAAGCUCUACAGGGGAGGAGGCUUUGUGGUGGAUCUGGGGCCAGAUUUACACAACUCCAGCAGAUCCCUUCAGUACCUUUAUGACAACACCUGGUUUGAUGUGUACACUCAGGCCGUCUUUGUCGAGUUCACUGUGUACAACGCCAACGUCAACCUCUUCUGUAUUGUCACUCUCAUGCUGGAGACCACAGGCAUAGGAGCGUUCCAGUUCCGCAGCGAGCUUCAGAGCGUUCGUCUCUACCAGUCGACCGGCGGCCUUCACAUCUUCGUCAUGGCCUCUGAAGCCAUCUACUUCCUCUUCAUCAUCUAUUACAUGGUUGUGCAGGGGAAGCUGAUGAAGCAGCAGAGAUCGGCUUAUUUCAGGAGUAAGUGGAACCUGCUGGAGUUGGCCAUUAUCAUCCUCAGCUGGAGCGCCCUCUCUGUGUUCAUCAAGAGGACUUUACUGGGGAAGCGGGACAUGGAGUACUACCAGAACAACAAAGACCAAUAUGCCAGUUUCCAUGAGACAGCGAAGGCCGACGCGGUGCUGGGGUAUCUGAUUGCCUUCCUGGUGCUGCUGGCUACAGUCAAACUGUGGCACCUGCUGAGACUGAACCCAAAGCUGCACAUGAUCACAGCCACGCUGCAGCGCGCCUGGACUGAUAUCUCAGGCUUCCUGGUGGUCAUGACCAUCAUGUUCCUGGCCUACUCCAUCGCUUCCAAUCUGAUGUAUGGCUGGAAGCUUUACUCCUAUCGGACUCUGCUGGAUGCUGCACAGACCAUGGUCAGCCUGCAGCUCGGCAUUUUUAACUACGAAGAGGUUCUGAAUUACAACCCAGUGCUCGGCGCUUUCCUCAUCGGCUCCUGCAUCGUGUUCAUGACCUUUGUGGUGCUGAACCUCUUCAUCUCCGUCAUUCUGGUGGCGUUCAGUCAGGAGCAGAUCCAUCACAAGCCGUCAGAAGAGGAUGAGAUUGUGGACCUGAUGCUGAUGAAACUCUUCAGUUUGUUCGGAGUCAAAUGUAAGAAACAAGGUGGCGACUGCCUCACUAACGAGAGGCCACUGGUUUCAUCUGCUUCAAAUAACGGACUCUCAACUGUUUCUUCUGGGAAUAUCUGUGAGGGUUGACGCUCCCACAGAAUGCUUUGCUUCAGUUUUUGCAAUCAUUGCUUUGCGACUGCAUAAUUAGCUUUUGCACAUCGAUAAAUUAUUAGCAUUUCUCUCUACUGCUGCAGAUCUGUUUCUCUUGUAGGAGAAGCUAAAACACUGAGGGGAAAUAGGAA